This is a messenger RNA of Arachis stenosperma, 2052 nucleotides long. Its product is annotated as protein HOTHEAD-like. Bases 57 to 1835 code for a protein of 592 amino acids. The record is from RefSeq and is a predicted model, not a curated record. Lineage: Eukaryota; Viridiplantae; Streptophyta; Magnoliopsida; Fabales; Fabaceae. The transcript is spliced from 7 exons. Gene Ontology annotation, molecular function: flavin adenine dinucleotide binding; oxidoreductase activity, acting on CH-OH group of donors.
UCGGGGAGUGUACAUGUCACAGAGUCUGCAUUUUCUUGAAUCUUUGUGUUGAUGCCAUGCAUGGUUCAGCUUUACUUUCUGCAAUGGAUGUUUGGUGGUUGAGGCUUAUUCUUCUUCCUACUACUCUUGCUCUCUUCUUCCUUUCUCCUCAGCAUUGUUCUUCCCAAAAAGUUCCAAACUAUACAUUUAUGCGAAGUGCAACAACAGCAUCAAACAUCUCAUACUAUGAUUACAUUGUAAUCGGCGGAGGCACCGCCGGAUGCCCCUUGGCAGCGACAUUGUCUCAAAAUUACAGAGUGUUGCUUCUAGAACGAGGCGGAUCGCCCUAUGGCAACCCGAACAUCACCAACUUGGCCGCCUUUGGCGCCGCCCUCUCCGACACUUCCCCCACCUCUCCCGCUCAGCGCUUCAUCUCCGAAGAUGGCGUCAUCAAUUCAAGAGCUCGCGUUCUUGGUGGCGGAAGUUGUUUGAAUGCCGGCUUCUAUACUCGUGCUGGACCCAACUAUAUAAGGGAAGCGGGAUGGGAUGGAAGGGCAGUGAAUGAAGCAUACAGAUGGGUUGAGAAAAAGGUAGCAUUUGAGCCAAAGGUUCAGCAAUGGCAAUCAGCGGUGAGGGAUGGACUGUUGGAGGUAGGUGUGGUCCCCAACAAUGGCUUCACUUACGACCAUAUUUAUGGGACUAAGGUUGGUGGCACCAUUUUUGACCAAAAUGGAUACAGGCACACUUCUGCUGAUCUUUUGCAGUAUGCAAACCCUUCACGAAUCACUGUCCUCUUGCAUGCUAGCGUUCAUAGGAUCUUGUUUCGUACUAAAGGUGGGUCAAGGCCGAAGGCCCAAGGAGUAGUGUUCAGAGACGCAUUGGGGCGCAAACACAGGGCAUUCCUUAGGAGAGGGCCCAGGAACGAGAUAAUUGUAUCAGCCGGUGCACUUGGAAGCCCACAGCUUCUUAUGCUAAGUGGAAUUGGGCCUGAAAGGCAACUUCGGGCCCACAACAUAAAUGUAACGUUGGACCAGCCAUUGGUAGGACAAGGAAUGUCCGAUAACCCGAUGAAUGCCGUCUUCAUCCCUUCUCCGGUGCCCGUUGAGGUAUCCCUCAUUGAGGUCGUCGGCAUCACCAAAUUCGGCACCUACAUUGAAGCUGCCAGCGGAGAAAACUUUGCUGGCGGCACCUCACCCAGAGAUUUCGGAAUGUUCUCCUCCAAGAUUGGUCAAUUUUCCACGGUGCCUCCAAAGCAAAGAAGCCCCGAAGCACUAAAAAAAGCAAUAGAAAUGAUGGACACACUAGACCACGCAGCAUUCAGGGGAGGAUUCAUCCUGGAAAAAAUCAUGGGUCCAAUCUCAACAGGCCACAUGGAGUUGAGAACCCUAAACCCCAACGACAACCCUUCGGUUACCUUCAACUACUUCAAAGAACCGCGCGACCUGCAGCGCUGCGUUCAAGGAUUAAGAACCAUCGAGAAGGUCAUCGACUCGAAGCCCUUCGCCCCCUUUCGCUACGUCAACAUGCCGGUCCCCGUGCUCCUCAACAUGACCGCCAACUCCCCCGUCAACCUCCUGCCUCGCCAUUCGAACUCUUCGCUGUCGUUGGAGCAGUUCUGCCGGGACACCGUCAUGACCAUUUGGCAUUACCAUGGUGGCUGCCAGGUUGGCAGGGUUGUUGAUAGCGACUAUAAGGUUCUUGGUGUCGAUGCAUUAAGGGUUAUUGAUGGUUCAACUUUUAACUAUUCUCCUGGAACUAAUCCUCAGGCCACCGUCAUGAUGCUUGGCAGGUACAUGGGAGUUAAAAUGUUGAAAGAGAGGCUUGCUUUUGAUGCUGAUGGAAUGGGGAGAGUGUAAUUUAUAAUAAAGUCGGGUAGAAUGUAUUUUUUGUUUCCUUCAUAUAAGUGGUUCAGCAAAAGGUGCCACUUACACCUACUGAGUGCACAAAGAUGUAAAAACAAUUCUUGUGAGAAUAUCAGAUCAAUUUAUAAAGUUUGUGAGUGACACGAGAAAAACAAGAAAUUGAACAAUAUCAUCAUGGUCAUACCGCUUUCAAAUAAUCCAAUAGAAGGAA